Messenger RNA from Trypanosoma brucei brucei TREU927, 2109 nucleotides. RefSeq names its product 6-phosphofructo-2-kinase/fructose-2,6-biphosphatase, putative. The record is from RefSeq and is a predicted model, not a curated record. Gene Ontology annotation, molecular function: 6-phosphofructo-2-kinase activity; fructose-2,6-bisphosphate 2-phosphatase activity; ATP binding. NCBI's taxonomy places the organism in Eukaryota, Euglenozoa, Kinetoplastea, Trypanosomatida, Trypanosomatidae. Bases 1 to 2109 code for a protein of 702 amino acids. The transcript has a single exon. Gene Ontology annotation, cellular component: cytosol. Gene Ontology annotation, biological process: fructose metabolic process; fructose 2,6-bisphosphate metabolic process.
AUGACGGAGGCUCCUAAGCCCCAGACAACUUCUGAGGCCGAGGUGCUGAUGGAGUUGAGUGAGCGCAAUGCCAUGAACAAGGGUAACAGAUAUAGUCGCGGAGGUUGUUGCAGUGAGGUCGAUGCCUCGUGUCCGUUGGAUGCGUCACAGCGCAUGUUGGUUGUGAAAAAAUUGCUUCACGGCCCUAUUCGCCCCUUUCACAAGUGGAAAUGGCGAAAGAUUAACCUGCAGAGGAGGGCAGAAAUAGCUAAAACGUCCGCCCACACUGUGGUCGGGGUCUCCGGUGAACAAAACGGUGAAGAACCGGGGGUGGAUCGUGGGGAUGCGGACACGGUCUCCAAGUCUAUUGCUUCCCUUAAUUCUCCCGCGGUGGACUUUCAAAACGACGUUGAUUUGUGUGUCGGAGAGGGCUCACAUGUUGCAGGUGCAUCACAGGUCAGCUCCACCCCUCUUUACUCACCCGCUGUUAGCGCUUCCCCACCACUGGACAACUAUACCGGACCGUUAUCUUACCAAGGCCCAGUACACUUUGAUGAUAAGACACAUUCCUAUACGACUACGUUGUGUGUCAUCAUGGUGGGUUUACCAGCACGCGGUAAAACGUUUCUUGCGCACAAGGUUUGCCGACUACUGGGGUGGCAUGGUCACCGUGCAAAGGUUCUAAACGUUCAGGUUGCUUGGCGACGGUUGCUGAUGAAUUACUAUAACGGGCAAGGAGAUGAAUCACGGUCUGAACGGAGCAGGCUGAAGGAAAAGGACCCGGUUUACGUUCGGGCGGAGCACUUCCAUGCGCUUGUAAGUGAUUCGAACAGCGUUGAGCGGAGGCUCUACCGUUGCGUUCUGCAGCAGUAUGCUCAUGACGCCCAGAACUUCUACGCCGAAGGCGGUGAAGUGCUUGUGCUCAAUGAUGACUUCCCUACGGAAGAGUUGCGUGACGAAGCCGAAGGUCUAUUUUCCCCACUUUGUACACAGACGUUCUUCGUAGAGGUGGUGCGAAGCAACAAAUUUAACAAAACAUUUGAUGAAUUUAAGGUGAGGGAUGUAAUGGAAUAUCACUCAAGUGUAAAACUGAACGAUGCAAAAAGAGAUUUUGAGCGGCGUGUGGAUUACCUGAAGAGUGUGUACACGUCUGUCGGCGCUGCCUCAUGCUGUGCGAACCAGUCGAACUCGAAAACUGGCGACAAUAGUGCUUGCACCAUGUUGGAGGAGAAGGUUGCUAAGCAGAGGGGCACCAAGCGGUACGUGAGGGUAAAUAACUUCCACGAAGUGGAGGUGUGUGGUGUGAUGGGAUACAUCGCUAGUCGCAUUGUUUCGUUUGUUAUGAACGUCACUCAACUGAAGGUUCAACACCCUAUUUACUUUGUUCGUAAUGGUAUGUCUGUUUACCAUUGCGAGGAUCGAAUCGGUGGCGACUCGCCGCUUUCUCCAGAGGGAGAGCAGGAUACUAUUGAGUUGCUUGAGUUUGUUGCUUCCUUGACGCAGUACGUGGAGCAAGAGAGGAAUGAUACAGAUUCCUGCGUUUGCGAAACUGCGCAUACGGCUGGUGAUGGAGAUGGUCGGGUGCGGGAAGGGAGUGGAACGUGUGCAAGCACCGAUACUCAUAGUGCUUACGGGUUUCCCGACAGCCCGCAACGUGUCGUGAUAUGGACGAGUCAACUAUAUCGCGCAAUUCAAACCGUAGAGAAGUGUGAGCAGUUGCUUGGGAUUAAGACAACACGGUGCCACAGCCUGAACGAAUUGUAUGCCGGUGUCUGCGAGAAUUUGACGCACGCGGAACUUCGUGAGCAGUGCCCACUGAUGCAGGAGCUCCGCAAUUGCAACAAAUUUAGCUUUCGUUAUCCCAAGGGUGAAAGCUACAAGGACCUUGUACAACGCCUUGAGCCCGUCAUCAUGGAACUUGAGAACACAGACCGCGUUGUUGUUAUUGUUGCGCACCGUGCUGUGCUACGCGCCCUACUGACGUACUUUGGGAGUAUUUCUGCAGAGAGUUGCAUGUGGUUGGAUGUACCGUAUCGUACCGUGUGGAAGUGUACAUACGAUAGCAAAGGCAUGACUUCGCUGGAGGAACUGCGUUUUGACGAGCAGGAUGAAGCUGCACCGGUGGAAUGA